Messenger RNA from Rotaria sp. Silwood2, 1125 nucleotides. The record is from the annotation of a GenBank genome assembly. NCBI's taxonomy places the organism in Eukaryota, Metazoa, Rotifera, Eurotatoria, Philodinida, Philodinidae.
AUGGAACUAAUUUUUCUCGGUACCGGAUCAAAUAAUCCAAGUCCACAUCGAGGUGCAUCAAGUCUCGCCUUACGUGUUAGUGGAACAAGUAAUAUCUAUUUAUUUGAUUGUGGUGAAGGUACACAAAUUCAAAUUCAACGUUCAACACUUCGUGCAUCACGUAUAACAAAAAUUUUUAUAACACAUCUUCAUGGUGAUCAUAUAUUUGGUUUACCAGGACUUUUAUGUACACUUUCAGCAAGUCCAUCAAUAUCACCUUUGAUUCUAUAUGGGCCACUUGGUUUAAGAGAAUUUAUAGAAACUACAUUAAGAUUAUCAUAUUCAUUUCUUUCAUUUAAAUACGAAGUCGUAGAAAUCAUACCGAAUUCAUAUGAUGGUAUAGAUGAAGAUUUCAUAAAAAAAACUAUUGAAAAACAAGAAAAAAAUGAAAGAUGUAGAACGGUAAAUAUUAAUGAAGAUGGAAGUUAUCAUUUAAUAUCGGAUGAAGAUAAUUGUUCAGUUUAUGCUGUUUCUAUUAAACAUCGAGUACCAUCUUAUGGGUAUAUCAUAGUCGAAAAUGAUCUUCCAGGAAAAUUCGAUAUAAAAAAACUUCAAGAAUCAGGUAUAAAACCAGGUCCAUUUUGUUCUCGUUUAAAACUUGGUGAAACUGUUACACUUGAUGAUGGUCGAAUUCUCUCUCCAACAGAUUAUGUUGGUGCAUCACGACCAGGUCGUCGUAUUGUUAUAUUAGGUGAUUGUUCUGAUGCAUCAAAUGUAAUUCCAUUUGCUCAACAAUGUGAUGUACUUAUUCAUGAAUGUACACAUGAUGAUACUCUUCGUGAUAAAGCUAUUGAUUUUGGUCAUUCAACACCAUCAAUUGCAACAUCAUUAGCUGAAAGAUGUGAUGCUAAAUGUUUAUUAUUAAAUCAUUUUAGUCAACGUUAUAAAUCCAAAACAACAAUUGAAUCAAACACAGUAGAAAAUAAAGAAAAUCUAAAUAAAAAACAUAAGAGAGAAGACGAAGAAAGCGAAGAUGAUGAUGACGUAACAGUUGAUCUUCUAUUAGAACAAGCAAAACAAGGAACAUCACGACCAGUAUUCAUUACUGAUGAUUUUUUUACAUAUACUAUUUCAUUACCGAAAUAA